AUGCCGAUAAACGAUGAUCGGAAGAAACGGCCUAAAAGGGAGUAUGCAGAUGCUACUCAGUCAGUAGAACCAACAAUGCCGAUAAACGAUGAUCGGGAGAAGCGGCCUAAAAGGGAAUAUGCAAAUGCUAGUCAGUCCAACGACCAAAAGUAUACCCAGCGUAGAGAUCUUCGUUCCGGAUAUCUUUCAAUUCAGAGUUACAUUCGUGGUAGAAGAGAUGAGAUAGCAGCUGCUAAUUCGAAGGAAUUCAUCUCCAUUAUAGAUGAAGUCGACGGAAUGCAUCAUCUAGUCAAUAAACCAAGAGAGCAAGUAUCAGAUGCAGGAGCACUACGAGAUCUAGCUAGCACAUUGGUGACUUCCAUCAAGGUGCAUAACAUCGGAAGUGUAACUCCAUCACUAUUUGUUUCAAGUUUGAUCAGUCGAUUUGGGAAGAAGAAGAAAAGAAGAAGAAUCACUGAAAGUGACCAGAUUCUCUGGAAAGAUAUCGGUUUGCAUGCUUCUCCUCUGUUCAUGACUUUCCAGGGUCCCUGCAGCAUGCUUGGACACAUGAAUCAUGAUACCCAACCACCAAAAAAACGAAAACGUUCAAGGUCAUCUCUGAAGGAAAAGAAGGUGAACGUGAAACCAAAAGAGAUUAAGGAUACAGUCUCUAAAGAGAAGACAGACACUGAGAAAAUCGUUGCAACAAUGUUUGAUAUCCUUAAAACCAACAAAAAAGUUUGUCUUGGAAACAUUGUUUUAAACAGAAUCUCAUUUGCACAAACUGUGGAGAACUUGUUUGCCUUGUCAUUCUUGGUGAAAGAUGGGAGAGUUUUGAUAACAGUAGAUGAAAAAGGCUCUCAUUUUGUUUCACCAACAAACGCUCCUUAUGCUCGUAUGAUAACUUCUGGGAAAGUGGCAUAUUCUCAAUUUAUGUUUAAGUUUGGGUUCGUUGAUUGGAAGUUGAUGAAGGAUUCAGUGGGUGGAGGUUGCGAGUUGAUGCCACAUAGGAUGAAGGUGGAUUCUUGUGGAGGCUGUGAAUUAAAACCAGAUCUUAAAGAAGGAAACAGCCACGGGGCUACAAUAACCACCAUAAAAACGGAAUCAAGAAAUCAAGAAGGGUCUCAUGAAACUGGCAAUGAGCAGAUGUUUAUAUAUGAUAAACCCGAAACCUUGCUAGUCUACAGAAGGAGAGGAAGAAGAAUAUAUAAACCCCAAACCUUGUUAGUCUACAGCAGGAGAGAAAGAAGGAAACCCAUGACUUAA
Molecule: messenger RNA, 1245 nt
Organism: Lactuca virosa
Lineage: Eukaryota; Viridiplantae; Streptophyta; Magnoliopsida; Asterales; Asteraceae
Source: the annotation of a GenBank genome assembly